Messenger RNA from Aureobasidium musti, 2490 nucleotides. Lineage: Eukaryota; Fungi; Ascomycota; Dothideomycetes; Dothideales; Saccotheciaceae. The record is from the annotation of a GenBank genome assembly.
AUGCCAGGACUUCGGGCGGCCUUUCGAGGGCUGCUGAAGCGCUCUCACAGCACAGGCAGCUCCUCGGCAGAACCCCAGUCCCAGCCGGCGCAGCGACAAGACCAAGUCGAAGCAGCAGGCAGCAGAAGCACUUCUCGCGACUACGGCCGAUCCGCUCCGCAUAUCGCUGCUCUCAAGAGUCCGUCCAAGUUUAGUGUCCAGGACAGCAUUAGAGAGGAGGAGAGCGACGACAACUUCCACGACGCUGUCGAGGCCACAACGCGCCCGCCCACUCUCCGUCCAGCCAGCAACCGCAACAGCACCAGCACUACCGCUGCUCCCGCACUCGACUCUCAACCACCUCCCACCGGCCAGCAGAGCGUCGACGAUUGUGAUCCGAACGACGAGAGAAAUGGGACUUCGAGCCACUCGGAUAAGCCAAGCCUGAUACUGCAGUGUGCCACUCCCGAGAAGUCCACAGACUCCAAGGCCGAGUAUGUCGUCCAAGCUGCACAUCCUACAAAUCUCCCACGCGCUGACAAGGAUGCCCCUGCCAGCACAAGAAGCCUCCGUCCUCAGUCUGCCCACUCGCGCCCUCACUCUCCAAUAUCUGUUCGCGCUCAGCCGUCCCCGAGUCUUCCGUCGCUGCCGCCUAAACGACCAUCCGAGAACACUGUCCGCCGUCAGUCCCUCCUGAACAGCGCGAACGCUCCAAUCAUCCGUGCACUGCUCAGUCCGAAUACUGUUGCUCAAUUUCCGCUGCCUCCCUCGACUCCUCCCGCUACCAUCGAAGCCUCGGACUACUUCGUCGAUACCACUGUUCCUGCCGUUCCAAACAUCGUCAGCAUGUUAACACGGAAAGUAUGGGUCAAGAGGCCCAAUGCCUCACCUACCAUGGUCACUGUGCGCGAAGACGACUUGAUCGAUGAUGUAAGAGAUCUUGUCAUGAGAAAAUACGGCAAUUCGCUGGGCAGGAGUUACGACUCGCCCGAUCUUGUGCUGCGUAUUGUCAGCAGACUUGACGAGAAUGGCAAGCGUGCACCCGAGCGUAUUCUCAGCCCAGACGAGGAUGUCUGUCGUACCCUGGACUCAUAUUAUGCCGGUGGUCAAACGGCCGAGGAAGCUCUCCUCAUCGAAACUCCUGCACGUCGCACCCCUCGUCCAUCUCCCCGUAUAUACCAUGGCGCUUCAUAUGCUGCUCUGGACGACUACCGACCUGCAGAGACCGGCACAGACUACUUCCCCCCUAUGCCUGCAGUCCAACUUCCACCAAAUGUACCCAAUCAAGCGCCAGUGCAACAGACACUACACCCUGAGGCGCCGCGCUCAAUAGCUGUGCUAAACACUGGCCAGAUACCUGUCUUGCCAUCGCCGGGUAGCGUCCGUCGUCAUCGCGAUCCUCGUGAUCCUCGUCCCAAGUUCAAUCGUCAGCACACUUCUUCUCCAACCAUCAUGACACAUAACCCUCCAGCUGCAUCCAUGCCCCUUAAUGCAUCCAAUCUAGCCAUUUCUCAACACCUGCCUACGAUCCGGCAGUCUCGUCCAAGAGCCGGUUCAAGCGUUUCCGGAGAGCAGGGCCAUGCUCCGCCUGCGNCCAGCUCUUCCAACACCCCUGCUGCAGAGGCGGUGCCUCCUGUGCAUCCUGGCAGCACCCCUCCUACUCCAGCGUCUCAAGGUCAAAGCACGCUAAAGCCUGCUCGCCCUAGGCGUCAAAGAAAACUCACACCUACCGAUGGCACCCCGACCGUCAAAUCUCCCAACAGUAGCGCAAAGACGCCACUCCCUCCUUCGCUGCUCGAUGGCGCAGUCCCCCCAAUCAAUGUGUUGAUCGUCGAGGACAACAUCAUCAACUUGAGACUUCUGGAGGCGUUCAUGAAGCGCCUGAAAGUAAGAUGGAGCACAGCAUUGAACGGUCAGAUCGCCGUAAAUAAAUGGCGGACUGGCGGCUUCCAUUUGGUGCUUAUGGAUAUUCAAAUGCCCAUUAUGAACGGUCUGGAGGCAACANAAGAGAUUCGUCGCCUUGAAAGAGCGAACGGAAUUGGUGUCUUCAGUACCGCUUCCACUCCUGCUCCCUACACCGGCAAAGGCAAAGAGCAGGAAGAUGAGUAUGAUGAGAACAAGAAAGAGAAGGAUGAUGAUAAGCUUAGUUCUGAUGGCGGCCUAUUCAAGAGUCCGGUCAUCAUUGUCGCACUUACUGCAAGUAGUUUGCAGAGUGAUAGACACGAAGCUCUGGCUGCUGGAUGCAAUGAUUUCUUGACAAAGCCCGUUAACUUCGUUUGGCUUGAACGCAAGGUCAAGGAAUGGGGUUGCAUGCAAGCUCUGAUCGACUUCGAUGGCUGGCGCAAGUGGAAAGACUUCGAUGCUGAUAAGGCAGCAAAGGAGAAGAAGGCCAAGCGCGUCUCACGAGCCAGCGCUGAAGGAGCACCCAGAUCUCCUCGCCCUGCAGCGAGCACCGCAGAAGCACCGGCACAAAGUAAUGGGGAAGGUGCCUCGACGAACGAAGCGACGUAA